AUGUUUGGAAACCUUUUUAAUUACUUUAUCGAUUUUGAUUUUUAUAAUGAAUUGGAUUUAAUAAAUUAAUAAUAAAUUCUCAAUAUAUGGCAUCUUAUUUAGAAGCAAUAUUUAUAAGAAAUACAUAAGAUGUUGAAAACUAAUUGCUUAAAUAAAAGUUUUGUAAAGUUUUAGGCUUCUUAAAAUAUGAUUAGAGAUUAUUUCCUAGUGAAAUUACAAUUUUAUUAAAUGGAAAUUCAGAACUAAUUUUCAUUAAAGAUGGAGAUGUUCUAUAGAUGUAAGGAACUCACUUUAAUUUUAGUUAAAAAUACAUUGAUUAUAAUACCAUACAAAAUAUUCAUCCAAAUUUUGAACAACUAAAGAGUUUAUUUUGGGUUGGCUAAACUAAUGAUAAGGGAUAAAAGAUUGGAAGAUGGAAUGCCUUUUGGAGAGGUGAAAACCUCAAUGUUGGUGGAUUUUACAAUGAUGAUGGGGAAAAAAUUGGAUAUUGGAUUGAAUUAUUUGAGAAUUAUUGGGAGUAAUAAUUCAAUAAAAUAUAAGUAAAGCUAGGAUAACAUACUAAGGUGAAUAUAUUAAAGGAUAAAAACAGGGAUUUUGGAAAAUUCUUUUUGUUGAUAUUGAGAUGUAUAUUAGAAUUAACUAUUAAAUUAGUGGAGGUGGGAUGUAUGUUGAAGGAGAAAAAACAGGAGCAUGGGUUGAGGUUUUUGAAAAUUUUAGUAGGUAAUCAAUUCAAUAACUUGUAGUUGGUGCAAAAUUAUAUAGCGUGGAAGAUAUAAGAAUGGGAAGAAAGUAGGAGAAUGGACUCAAAUUUUUAAGGAGAAAGUAGUGUAUAUUUAAUUUCUUUAUAAAAUUAGAGGAAUUGGAACUUAUGAUGAAAAUUAAGUAAAGGCUGGACGUUGGGUUGAUUUGCAUGAAAACUUUUUUGAGUAUAUUAGAAACUAAAGAAAUUAGUUGGUGUUAAGUCACAUAUUAAGGAAAAUAUUAAAAAGGAAUAAAAAAAGGGGAAUGGAAAGCAAUUUUUGAAGAAAAAAUAAUGUUAGAAUUUUAUAAUGUUUCUAGUGGUAAAGGAAAUUUCAAUGAAGUAGGAUUAAAGGAUGGGGAUUGGGUUGAGGUUUUUAAAAACUAUUCUAUGUAACUAUUUUAUUAAUUUCUUAGAAAUAGUUAGAUAACAUAUAUAGGAUAAUACAACAAUGGGAAACCAUGCAAAUAGCUAUAUAUAUCUAAUUAAAAGGAUAUGAUGUAUGAUUUGAAAUAUGAUAAAAAGUGGAGGUGGUAGUUAUAAUGAAAAUGGAAUGAAAAAUGGUAAAUGGGUAGAAUUGCAAGAAAAUUUUUAUGAGUUAUCCAUACAUAAUUAAAAAAUAAUAGUUUUGGUAAAGUGACUUAUGAAGGGGUGUAUAACAAUUAGAAAAAAGAAGGAAAAUGGUAAUACAUUUAUAAUAAAAAUGUCAUGUAAUUAUGUUUUUUAUAUAUAAUUUAGAGGUGGAGGGGUUUAUUCAUUUGGAGUAAAGAAUGGUAAUUGGAUUGAAUUACAUGAACAUUUUUCAGAGUAAAUUAAUAAAUUUGUAUAAAAUAAGUACAUGUUAAGUGAGUUUUAAAGGAGAGUACAAAAAUGGAAAGAAAUUUAAAAAAUGGGAUACAAUUUAUUAAUAUAAUAUUAUGUAAAAAAUUUGAUUAUAUUUUUUAGAGGAGGAGGUUAAUAUGAUGAAAAUGAAUAUAAAACUGGUAAAUGGAUUGUCUUAAAUGAAAAUUUUGGAAAGUAGAAAACAUUGUUAUAAAAUUUCUAGUCUUAGUUAAGUUAUUUGGAGUGGAUAAUACAAAAAAGGAUGUAAAAUUGGAAAAUGGGAUAUCUUUUAUAAGUAUGAAAUAAUGUAUGUAUAUCAAAUUUAUUAAUAAAAUAGUGGAGGAGGAAUUUAUGAUUAUAAUGGUAUAUAGUAAGGUCAGUGGAUUGAAUUACAUUAACAUUUUUGGGAGUAAAGAUUUAUUUAACGUUAAGUUAAUAAUAAAUUAAAUAUAGUGGAUUAUAUAAGGAUGGAAUAAAAUAAGGAUAUUGGGAGAUGAUUUAAUAUAUUACAAAAAUGUAGUUUAAAAAUAUCAUUAAAUUUAGUGGAGGAGGAUUUUAUGAUUUAAUUGGAAUGAAACAAGGUAAAUGGAUUGAAUUGCAUCAAAAAUUUAUAAAGUAUUUGUUUAUUUAUUAAGUAAAAGAAAUAAUCUUUUUUUUAUUGGUUCAUAUAUAGAUUCAAGAAAAUAUGGGAAUUGGGAAGCAAUAUUAGAUUAGAAAUUAAUGUUAUAUAUAUACAUAAUUAUGAUAUUAGAGGAUGUGGUUUUUAUGAUGAUAAUGGAUUAAAAAAUGAAAAUUGGAUUGAUUUACAUGACCCAUUUAUGAAGUAUGGAAUAUUAAUUGAUUAUAGUACUGGUAUUAGUUAUUUGGGCAGAUAUAAUAAUGGAAAGAAGUCGGGAAAAUGGAAUACAUUUUUUUAAAAUAAGUAGAUGUAAAAUGAGUUGAUUAUUAAUAUAUAUAUAUAGAGGAGGAGGGUAUUAUGGUGAUAAUGGAUAUAAAAAUGGAAAGUGGAUUGAAUUAGAUGGUGAUUAAAACAAAAAUAAAGAUUAAAUAAGAACAAAGGAGACAGAAUAUAAAAAUGGUUUAAAGUAGUGA
Messenger RNA from Paramecium primaurelia, 2653 nucleotides. NCBI's taxonomy places the organism in Eukaryota, Ciliophora, Oligohymenophorea, Peniculida, Parameciidae. The record is from the annotation of a GenBank genome assembly.